AUCCCAGCUCGCCUCCACCAGAUGCCAUGUUAGGCCCAAUCCUGCGAUACGAUCUAGCGAGGACGCACGCCACAAACAUAGCGAAGUCGUCAUCAAAAGACUCGCAUGGCUGGAAUCUCCCUGGUCGGUCAAUAUAGAAGCUGCGUAUGUGGAUCUAUCGGGACAAGACGAACUCCCGAUUCCCAACCACCGCAUUGCACGCGCAUCAAGUACUGAUGAAAGUAUUUCCGCUUUGUUGGAAAGCCCAACGUCCUGUCGCUAUCGUUACAAAGUCCAGUCAAGAUGCUUUGCGAUGUCUGCUUUCGUAUGCUUCGCGGUCAAGAUGGCCGGGUGUGGAAAGGAACCUAUGACCUGCACUUCACUCACCACCCUGAUCGGAUGUCCUUGCGUCGUUCAGCAGAUAUGAAUUGCGGUAUCUGCCGAGUACUUCACGAAGAGCUGCAGUCUAAAUUGGAUGCGACCCACGCUGUCUCCAUCAGCGACGCGAAGACCACAGAACUAUCGACAACUCGGAGCGCAGUGGCACAAACCGCUUCUAUGAAUGACACAGCGCGGAACAGCUCCCGUUCAACCAGCUUGAACAGGAGGCGACAGACUACAGAUCUAAAGGAAACGCAAUUAAACAUCUCGGCAAUGCUCUCUGUGCUUGAUCACCCAAGAGUCAAGGACCUUUAUCGCUUGGACUUCAAAAUGCGCCUCGAUCGGACUCGAUGUAAACGGACGUUCGUUUUGCAGAAAAAUGACUCUAGCGAUCCACCCUUCAGGACGCAGCUCUCCGAUAACACGUCUUCAGACGAGGUCUAUACUCUUGUUCUGAACUGGAUGGCAAAAUGCACACGAGAGUGCAAGGCCCACUGCAGAUACGUUGGCCAAGAAUCUCCAAAGUGGUAUCCAGCACGACUGCUCAGUCUCAAGUCACUCAAGAAAGCGGAUCUGUUCAAUACGAAAGGCAGAGAUAAGUGUCUGGAAACCCCUGAUGUGAAGAUCAAAUUGGUAGAGACCGAGGGCUGGCCGUUCCAGAGACCGGCGGACAAUGUUCGCUACGUAACCUUGUCCCAUUGCUGGGGCCAAGGUGUGACAAGUGAGCAUAGAUUGACAUCGCGAAAUAUUGAUAGGAUGAGACAUGGGAUUAGGCUGGGCGAUCUCCCUCAAACUUUCCAGGAUGCCAUUACGUUUGCGGCUCGGCUGCCUCAGGUUGGUUAUAUCUGGAUCGAUUCACUUUGCAUCAAACAGGGGCCGGACGAGUUGGACGAUUGGCUAAAGCAAUCUGCGACUAUGGACAGAGUCUACAGCGAAACCUUUCUCAAUCUCUCGGCUACGCAUGCCUCUGAUAGUCAUGGGGGUUUGUUCAGGUUCAGGACCCCCGAGCUUCUCCUGGAAGAUGAAGUCACGCUUAACAUUGAUGGCUUGCCCGGUGCGCAUCCGCCGCCACCAAAGCACCCGCCACCUGAGAAUAUUGUGCGAGCAGCACCUGCACCACUUGUGCCAUCAACGGGAAGAAAAUUUCUCAUGUACCUGGGCACAUUUUGGUUUGUACGGUGCAUCUCCAUGAUACUUCGCCAUCUACAUAAAGAGCUGGGGAAUAUUCUGGAGCUUGAUUCGGUAUCAAGGAACCAAGUUGCAGAGAACAACAAACCCCUCCCCCCUCAAAAGGCAAGCUCCGGUAGUGGAAUCAAGGCCCUCAAACGUUCGAGCAUAAAGCUUGGGGCAGUCAAUGCUUUGAGACGCUCUCGUUUUGGAUCUGGCCUCAGUACCUUAGCAAGGUCAAGUACCGACCUGAGCGAGGACAGUGAUACAACGCCGCGAUUCGAGACUGAGCGACAAAACUUGAAACGCUGCACCAUCCUGGAUGCAUCAUUCUGGUCCAAUCGAGUUGACAAUGCGCCUGUAAAUCGAAGAGGGUGGGUACUGCAAGAACGUCUGAUGUCGCCAAGAGUACUUCAUUUCUGCCAUGACCAGGUCGCCUGGGAGUGUUGUGGCUUUGACGCUGCAGAAGGCCAACCUGAGGGCAUGCCAAACUUCCAGCUGACAUCUGGAGGCAUUAUCGAGGAAUCGCGGCUGAAAGGACUUGAAGUCAAAGAAGACGGUGCACGUCUGCGCAAUAUCCGUCUGAACAACUACAAGGAACCAGACGCGCACAUGAGGCCCAAAAUCUACUCCCUCGAACUCUGGCGUCGUAUCGUGGAAGUGUACACCAAGACCGCUAUCACAAACUCAGAGGAUAAGCUCAUUGCUUUGUCAGGUAUGGCAAAGCUCAUGGCUGACAAAAUUGGAUCCAAGAGAGCCCCAGCUCAAUACGCUGCUGGCCUUUGGAAGCCGCACUUAGCGAGCCAACUGCUCUGGCAGGUGGAGCCAUUGUGGCGAGAAGUCGAUGAAAUCUUUGAGAAUGUAUCUGAAGCUCCCGGGGCCUAUCGCGCUCCAUCUUGGUCGUGGGCGGCUGUCGAUGCACAAAAAGGUCAUGGCAUAACGUACGGCGACAUAACGGAUCAAGACCUUUAUAUCAACGUUCAACAAGUGUCCGUCGCGCCCCGAACCAACAGUAACCCCUUCGGUAUUGUGCAAGAGAAAGGCACAUAUAUUGACCUGUGGGGCAAACUUCGCAAAGCCAUACUCUACGGCAAGCCCAAGGGGCGUUUUGGCUGGCGCCUGGUAGAUCGAAGUCCCGAGCUCGACAGCGAAGAACACACAAAUAUUUACCUCGACUGCCCAGCAGACGCCACUCACAACCAGAUGCUGGGUUUCGAUCACGACAUCUCGCGCGUCUACAUCAUCCCUGCUGCAAAGGGCCCUCGCGUCGCAUCUGAGGAGAGCAAGUAUCUCACCUGUUUAAUCGUUCAGCAUCAGCCUGGUCACAAGGCUGGUACCGCUGUCUUCAAGCGCAUUGGUGUCACAAGACUGAGCCCUUGGGCGGACAGCGAGGCGCUGAGCAAGAGGAACAAGCAUGAUGAGUUUGCUAUCUUGGAAUUCAUGCAGAGCGAUGUGGACAUGCCGUAUGGAAGAUAUAAUGCCGAGAGGGGUAGGCACAUGAUACGCCUAAUUUGAGAGCUACACGCCUAUCUGUCCAUCUGGGGAAAGAGACUCUAUUUCUCGGGUAUCAGUACCUCAUCAGGAGAAUUCAUUUGUAAAAACCUUAGUCUUGUAAAUUUGUCCCCGAGAAUGCGCGCCCUACUCAGACCCUCGUACAGUGCCGAAGCU
This is a messenger RNA of Didymella exigua CBS 183.55, 3195 nucleotides long. RefSeq names its product HET-domain-containing protein. The coding region runs from base 283 to 3042 and encodes 919 amino acids. The record is from RefSeq and is a predicted model, not a curated record. Lineage: Eukaryota; Fungi; Ascomycota; Dothideomycetes; Pleosporales; Didymellaceae. The transcript has 2 exons.